ACCCAUCCUCCCCGCAGGCCCCGCCACUCGACCGCACCCACCAGGGCCCCGCCCCCUGGCUACGCCCACCCACCCACCCACUGGCCCCGCACCUCGGCUAUACCCACCCUCGUGCGGGCCCCGCGCGUCUUCCCCACCCUGCCCGUCUGCCUACCCCGCCCCUCGCCCCCACACGUUCUCUACGCAGGCCCCCGUCCCUCUGCCCCACCCUGUUCUCGCCACUGGCCCUGUCCCCAUUUGCCGGCGCCCUUCCUCUUCGCUUCCCCGUAGCUCCCGCUUUCGCCUCGUCGUUUACGACUCCGUUGGGCUCCGGCCCUCCCAGAGAGGCCUCCAUAGCGCAGGUUCGUGGGUUCUCGCGGACCUUUUUCCGUGUAGCUUUCUCCUUCUUCCCGGCAUUCCUGCUUCCGUUUUCUCACAGCCCUCUGGCUUUUCCACCGAGACACUUUGCGCUCAGGACUUCAGUGACGUCAUCUUUCUGCGGCGCGCGGACACCCGCCGGUGGAAGAAGAAACAGCUCCGCCGUCCUUCGCUUCUUUUGCUGGGCUGCUGCUCCUUCGGCAUCAUGGCGCCGUCACUGUGGAAGGGGCUGGUGGGCAUCGGUCUCUUUGCCCUAGCCCACGCCGCCUUUUCCGCUGCGCAGCAUCGUUCUUAUAUGCGAUUAACAGAAAAAGAAGAUGAAUCACUGCCAAUAGAUAUAGUUCUUCAGACACUUCUGGCCUUUGCAGUUACCUGUUACGGUAUAGUUCAUAUUGCAGGAGAGUUUAAAGACAUGGAUGCCACUUCAGAACUGAAAAAUAAGACAUUUGAUACGUUAAGGAAUCACCCAUCCUUUUAUGUAUUUAAUCAUCGUGGUCGAGUACUUUUCCGGCCUUCGGAUACAGCAAAUUCUUCAAACCAAGAUGCAUUGUCCUCUAACACAUCAUUGAAGUUACGAAAACUCGAAUCACUGCGUCGUUAAGAUUUUUACAAAUUAUAAUAAUAGGACACGACACAGAGCUGGAAUAUUGGAGUUUGGGGUAUAAAACACUCCUCCCUGCCCCCAUUAGUAUUUAUAUUGAUCUUUCAGACCUACUUUAGUAAAAAAAACAUGGCCCUUGUUUAUAUACUAUUAAUCCAAUCAUUAAUGCAGUGUAAGUUAUAUAUGAAAUGAGUCUUUGGUAUUUCAUAUAGGAAUUAUUUUUUUUCAUUUAAAACAAAUCCACAUCUUUUGUAAAAGCCACUGUUUUGAACACAUUUCCUUGAAAAAUGUUGGUGGUUUUUGUGAUUAUUUAUUUUUUUAGAUUUCUUUUCUUUUGCACUACAAUUUUUGGAAUCCUUUUGGAAAUACUGUGUGACUGCUGUGUUUUGCAGCAUGAAUUAUAGUAAAAUGGUCUUCAAUUCUUAACAAAUGGACUUCCCUGAUGAGACCAAAAUGGUGAUUUAACAGUUUUUCUUGUGUCCCCUAAAAAGUGGCUCUGCUUCAGAAGUACUUGCCAGUUUUUAAUUUAUUUGUGACUUUUCACCCUACCCUGCUCCCAUAUACCUUCUACCAUCAGCUGUCUUGUUUCAUCAUUUCUCUGAGAUUCUGUGUGCAGUGAGCAAUUUUUGUGUCAGAAAUUCUUUGUCAGAACAAAUGUAUGUAACAGGCUCAACUUACUGUAAAGCUGCUUGUGUUCUCUUUAUUUAUCUGUAAAAUUUUCCCUAAUUGAUUAUAUAGUGUAAGAAUAGUUGAAGACUAGUUGAAGACCUUUUGUGAUUUCAUUAUCAUGCCUAUGCAGAAGAAAAAUCAUUGAGGAAAAUUGUCAGCCAGUUUAACUGAUUCAAACUCUGUUUAUUUCAUACUAAACUAGUGAAUAAAUGAAAUAAAGGAAACUCGUCAUUAAUCUAAAGACAGAGUUCAAAGGAAUUGGGCCAAAUAUAUUCUCAGUAUUUGGAACUAAUGUUUUUAAGGUUUUUAGGAAAAUCAGGUCAUUUAAGAAAUUGUUUUGUAGUUUCUGGUUCAUAGCAGGCUUCAAGUUUUCCAUCUUCACUGUAUGUUGCUGAAAGUGAGGAUGAGGAUACAGAGUUGAUAUUUUUAGAAACAGUAAUUUUACUUUUAAGGAAAUUGGCUAGCUCUUUGAGCUAGAGAGCUGUAGGAAGCUCAACAUUUCUUUGUAGAGAACGUUGCUUUUUUUGGAUUGUACAGGUAUAAAAACAUUGCUUUUGUUGAAUUGUAUAGGUGUAAAAAGGGAAUAACUGUAUGCAGGUUUGAAAAGGAAAUGUGCUUUAGGCAUGAGUCAUAAGAUGCCAUUGUACUUGUAGGCAUUUUAUUUUCCUUUAGAAAUGGACAUCAGCUCUUCUCUUCUGACUGGUAACACAUAGCCCCAAAGCAUGAGAUUAUUUUUCAUUGGGUUUUUAUUGUUGUUUAGUUUUGGUUUGUUACGUCAGCCCAGUCUGUCUGCGGAACACUGACUCUGCUCUCUAAUGAGAACAAAGUUAGAUAUCUGCCGAUAACCUAAAAUAAUUUAGAAAUGAAUUAAAAAUGUGAAAUCGGGUUAAAGUGAUGAUGAUAAAAUAGCAUGCAAGAAACAAGCUCCUUCCAUCAGACUUGGCUACUAUUUUCUUCUGGUAUGAUUUGGUUUGGAAGAGCCUCUUGUUUCCUUCUCUUUGGGGUAUGUCUUCGUUUCUUAAUAUGUUUGUAACAUUAUUGAGAUAUAAUUCACAUACCUUACAAUUCACUUAUUUUAAGGGUACAAUUUAGUGGUUUUUAGUGUAUUCACAAAGUUGUGUAACCGUGACCACAGUCAAUUUUAGAACAUUUCGUUACCCCAAAAAGAAACCCUGUACCCUUGAGCAGUCACCUCUCAUUUUCCCCCAGUGCCCACCCCGUCCCCGAGCCCCUGGCAACCACUAAUCUAUUUCUCUCUCUGUAGAUUUGCUUAUUCUGGUCAUUUCAUAUAAAUGGAAUUCUACAAUAUUUGGUCUUUUGGGACUGGCUUCCCAAAUAUGAUUUUCUAUAUGGAGUGAGAAAAUUCUUCUCAUCUUGAGAACUCUUAUUGCUGUGAAAGGGAGUGGUUGGUAAAAUCAAUAGAUUUCAGGCAGGAGGGCCAGAUACCUAACAGGUUUUUCUCCGUGAAUCUUAUGCUGAGUAGUUUUUCCUCAUAACCAAGCAUUUAUGAUAUAUUACUACUUAUAAUACUGUGGCUAGUCUCUAGAAUGGAUGUUGAAAUCUUUGCCUCCUCAGUCGGGAAGAGUCCUGCUAAAAAUCAGGCUAAAAAUCAGGCCAAAAAUCAGGCCAAAUGACUUGGCAAAUAAUUGACAAAGUGGUUUUCACGUGUGUCUAUCUUUGCUAGCAGCUUGUAUACCUCAGGCCAGGUGAGCUCCCCAAAUUUCUUUUUUCAUUUACUCCAGUGAGUUUCUGCUGUCUUUUUCAAGUAUGUACCAUAGGACUUAAAGGUGAUUUGGAUGCGUUGUAACACUGCUAAAUAUGCUAAGUACAGAAUUUUAUUUACAGUACUGUGAGACAGUCAAUUAUUGCCUAGGGUAGUUCAAAAAUAUGAUGUGAGCUAGUUAAGCCUUUACUUGACUGAUUUCAGUGAUAUUCAGAAGUGUGUACCAAUCAUGGCUCUUUAAAAUACGGAACAACUCACUUAAUAACCAGGGAACCAGCCAAAUACUGUGCAGCCGCAGAAUAUGCAUAUCAAUGAAUUGGAGGUGAUUAUUCUCUGUAACUCCCUAAUGAUUGUUUUCUAAGCAUUGUGGCUUCUCAGUGGCUUGACAGCAUCUUCCUGGUUGUAUGUGGCCUGUUUACAUGAUGUAUUGAAUAAUGUUGUUUGUUGUGAGCAUCAAUGCCUGUAACACCAAACUAAACACAUGUUUUUGGGAUAUGUUUCCAAUCUUUAAAUGACCUUGCCCUGUCCAAUAAAUAAAUGAUUGUCUCACCCUG
Messenger RNA from Pan troglodytes (chimpanzee), 3904 nucleotides. It is a transcript of the gene MMGT1, whose product is annotated as membrane magnesium transporter 1. The record is from RefSeq and is a predicted model, not a curated record. Bases 563 to 958 code for a protein of 131 amino acids. Gene Ontology annotation, cellular component: Golgi apparatus; early endosome; plasma membrane. The transcript is spliced from 4 exons. Lineage: Eukaryota; Metazoa; Chordata; Mammalia; Primates; Hominidae.